Molecule: messenger RNA, 26359 nt
Organism: Drosophila ficusphila
Lineage: Eukaryota; Metazoa; Arthropoda; Insecta; Diptera; Drosophilidae
Product: titin
Source: RefSeq, a predicted model, not a curated record
UCAUAAAUAGUUGUUAUUUUGAGAGUUUUAUAUAAAUAUUUUUAAAAUAAAUUUAAAAGUUUCGGUUUACUCUUCCUUGAAAAUUUGUUUCCUCUGUAUCGGAGUAAAGUAAAGGCAACCGAAGUUUCAGGCUGCAACUUGUCAAACGUGUUCCCCAACAAAGUCUCGCGGCAUUUGGAAAUGUGCAGCAUUGUGCAGCGGCAAGAAAAACAGCAGCAGCCGCAGCAGCAGCAGCAACGAAAACAACUCGCAUAACUGUGACUUGUAUUAAUUUUCAAGCAUUUCCAAGCAGCUAACAAAAAGAAAAUCCCAAUCCCGCAUGUCUCAGCAGAAAAUGUGCGGCGACAAAAGCUUCAAUUAGCAUUUGAAGAAGCCGCAUCAUCGCGAUCCCAUCGCCGAGUCCCUUCAGAUGGAGGAGGACGUGCUGAACGCCCUGCAGACGCGCAGCGCCUACUUGUCCGGCGGAUUCGAUCGCCAGAAGCGCAUCAUCUUCGUUGUCAACGCGUUCAACGAUCUGCAGCUCUGGAACCGCCGCUAUCUGCAGGUGACUUUGGACUAUCUGAAGCGGUCUCUCAGCGCCUCGGUCUUGCAGAAUGGAGUGUGUGUGGUGGUCAAUGCCCAGGAGAGCAGUUCGCGGAUCUCGCGGCAGCAGGUGCGCCAGAUAUACGCCCUCUUCGGGGGCGACAUCAAUGUGGAUCUGUAUCUAGUCAGGGCGGAGGGCUUCUGGGAGAAGCACGUGGAGCCGUGCACCAAGUCCCAGGUGAAGGGAGAGCCGCUGGUGCUGUCCAAGGCGAGGCUGGGCAAGUUCAUAGAGCCGCAAAACCUGCCCGAGGAACUGGGCGGGACCUUGCAGUUCAACUACGAUCUGUGGCUGCAGCAGCGCAAGUCUAUCGACGAGUUUACCAAGUGCCAUGUCCAGACUUUGGCGUCGAUGGAGCGGCUGCUGUCGCUGCUCCGGGAGCACAGGUCUCUCCGGCCAGCGGAAGCGGAUGUGGAGCUGAAGAAGUGCGCCCAGUUGCAUGCCGGUGUCCAAAACGACAUAGAAUCCGCCAUCGACAUGGGUAACGCGAUCUUGGCCCGCUUCAACGAGGUCUACGAGCCGCAUUCAGCGCCGCCACAAGCGGUCGCACCUGCCUCGGAGUCCCCGGCGAGCCCCCAGCCGAUCCCCGGCCACUCCGCCACUGGGAUCCCCUCGCAGAAGCCCCGCCUGCCGCCGGAUCUGGUCUGUGAACGGGCCCGCAUCGAGUUGCGUUUGAACGAGAUCGAGAAGAAGCAGACGGCCAUCCGGACUGCCUGGCUGGAGCUGCUGCGAUCUCUGAGGGAGGCCAGGGAACUCAGUACCUUGGAGGAGGGCGUGUCCUUCGUGACCAACUGGAUCCUGCAGCAGGCGGAGCAGUUGCUGAGUCGCCAAAGGAGCGUCGCCGGCGAUGUCCGGGGCUGUGAGAUCCUGCGGUCCGCCCACGAUCAACUGGAACUGGAGUGCCGGGAAACCUACGGUUGCUAUGCGGAGUUGCUCUACAAGAUCGAGAAGUUUGCCGGGGAAAGGCAGACUUCGCCGAAGGACAAGGAUCUGUGCCGGGACCUCCUUUCGCAGAGGGAUUUCAUGCAGUUCGUGUGCCGCUCCUUCGCCAAGAGGUUGGAGCGACGGAGGAAUGUCCUGAUGACGGCGCUAAGGUUCCACCGACUCCUUGAACAGUUCGAGGAGCUGCUGACCACUGGCAGCCAUGUGGUGGAGGUGGACAGUCGAUCCCUCGAUUGGCCCGAGGCUGAUCAGCUGCUCAUGCAGCUGAAGGACAACCAGCAAUCAUUGGGCCACGUCGAGCGCGAACUUGUGCGCGAAGGUGAAAAGCUGAGCGACAUGCUGGCGAUGCCGGUGAAAGACGCUCUGGGCCGUGACCUCCAGCUGGACUACAGCCUCGAGAUCGCGGAGCUGCGCCGCCAGAUCGACGAGAGUCGGCGGCGUCGUCAGGUGUGCGGCCAGCGGCUGGCGCUGCAGCGGCUCACCUUGGAGCAGGUGACCCACAUCCACGCCUACGAGGAGGACGCGCGGAGGGCGCGCGACUGGCUGCAGGAGCUGUACGCGGUCUUGCUGCGGUGCCACUCCCAUGUCGGCUGCAACAUCCACGAGAUCCAGCUGCAGAAGGACGAGCUGCAGGGGUUCGAGGAAACCGGACGGAGUAUCUACCAUUAUGGCUGUCAACUGUUGGAGGCCUCGCAAACCCUGCGACUCUGCUGCAAGUUGGAUUCUUCAGUAGUAGAGUCCACUCCCAGACAGAGCAUGAUCAGUGAUGAGCUGCAGCACACGUGGCACAGCCUGCAGUCCGUGGCCCAGGAGCAGAUGACCAGGCUGCGGGUCUCCGCCGUCUUCCACCGCAGUGUGGAGGCCUACUACCGCCAACUGAGGGAACUGCGGCCACUUCUGACCCAGGAGCUAUCUGCCCAGUUGCAACAGCAACAGAGGCAGCAGCACAAUCGCAGCAGCAGUGGAAUCAGCAGCGAUGCCGAGGGAGAAAUCGAAUCGGAACUAUCUCCACUGGGAGAAAUGCCUCCACGACUGCAAAGGCAUCUGGUAGCCAGGGAGCAACUGCUCGUCGAAGUGGGAAGAAUGGUCAGGUUGGGCAGACUGCUCAAGAAGCGUCUCAAGGAGCCCUUCGUCUUGGAUGCACUGACAGGAAAAAGUGUUGUGGCCGACGAGUUGCCCCUGGACUGCAGCCCCAGUCCACUGCACGACAGUGGCAGAACCAGCAGUGCUGGCAGCGAGGCUCCUGUGGAAUCCUCUCCAGCCACCGUGCAGGUGGUGCCCACGGGAAGCAACGAGCUGGCCUGCGCCGCCAUCUCCCACAAGCUGGGAGCCAUUGCCGAAGUGGCCGAGUCCCUGGACGCAGUCAUCCGGGAUGUCCAGCAGCAGGAGGCAGCCAACGGCAAUGGAGUCGCCAAUGGCACAGGAGGUCACAGCAUCAAAAAGCUGGGAAGCAUUGAGGACUGGCAAUCCCGCUCCACCGAGGACGAGUCCUUCGCCACCGCCUCCGAGGGCAACUUUACACCCAACUCGCACUCCUCCUCCUUCCAAACAGCCUCGGGACGCACCAGCUCCUACAUCGGAUCGGCCAAGAACUCCUUCGACGAGGCGGACGACUCCACCUUGAGCACCUUUGAGAUCCCCGAACUGCCAGCCUCGCCGGUCAACAUGUCCUUCGACAGCUCCGAGCUGAGCUACUUCUCCGCCCAUCAGCAGCGAAUGAAGAGCGAAGAUCAGGACAGUGUGGUGGGCGUGGCCGAGUUGCACAGCCAGAGUGUGACGCCCACUCCGGACGAGGAUCAGCAGCACUUGCUGCUGCCGCUGCCAUUGCCCCAGGCAAUCGAAUCGGACAGCGAGGUGGAGGGAUUCAGCUUGGCCACGGGGAUUACGACUGAGAUGGCUCCCAGGAUGCCCAACGCCCACACGCCGGAGAGUCCGGAGAAAAUCUACAUCAAAGUGGUAGAACUAGAGCCCAAGAUCACAGCACUGGGCGAAAAUCUCGACGAAUCGGUGCGCAUGCAAAGGGAGCACGAUGAGACUCUCCGCAAUUUACAGAGCCUGCCGGGUCCCAUGGACGAGUUCGUCCAGAAGGCAGACAAACUGCUGGCGAGCAAGCGGAUCAGUUCGGAACUGGUCAACGCGAUGGCCGAUACACUCAAUAUCAUCUGGCAGGACAUCCUGAACCUCCUGCAGGACCGCCAGCACCUGUUGAUCUUGUGCACCCAGUUCCACGACAAGAUGACACAGUGCUUCAGGAAGAUGGACCAGCUGGAGCUGGCCUGCGAGGAGACCCUCCAUCCGCCGGAUGUGCCACGAGUUCAGGAGUUCCUCAACAGAUUCAAGCAACUGAGGAUCGACAUGCUGACCGGCGUGAUGGCCGCUCUGAAGGAUGGAAACGAGCUGCUGGCCCAGCUGGAGGAGCUGGAGAAGCUGGAGACCCUGGACACAAGGCCGGAGCACAUCAAACGGGACGCUACGAGGGCGGUUCACCAAGUCCAGCAGUGGUUGGAGGCCCUCCACGAUAGAAGAAACUCGUUGGAACUUGCCUGGCAGGCGAGGAAAACCCAAAUGGAACAGUGCCUGGCAUUGGCUCUGUUGGGCAGGGAGCUGGUCGAUCUGGAGGCGGCUCUGCAGCAGGCCAGGAUGGAGCUGAACACCAUGUACAGCCUGGGAGAAUGCGAGCACACGGCCAACGAAAUGCUCACCAAGUACCGGGAGUGGAAGCAGCAGGCUCUUCUGCUCCGAGAUCGAGCUCUGAAGAUCACGCGAGCCAAGGAGAAGGUGCAGUCCGCUGGCCAUUUCACAGAAGACGAAGCCUGUGCUCGUGCCUAUGCUGUUUUGAGUGGCUGCACGGAGCACCUGGACCUGGUGGAUCAGCGGGAGCACUGGCUCCACCAAUCGCGGGAGUUCUUCGCCAAGGCCGAGCACACUUUGAGCGUCCUGGAGAAACUGGAACUCGAGCUGGCCAGCGUGAAACUACCUCCUCAUUCCCCGGAGAGCUACGCGAUGUUCUCAAAGGUAGAUCGAGAUGUUCGCAACUUCACCGAGGAACCAUUGCGGCUGGGUUACGGCAUCCUCGACGAAGUGGGAAGAACGCAGCAGGAGACCCAGGGAGUGAAGAGGGUCCUGGAUGAGCUGGAGAACCGCAAAGUCUACAUCCAGGGGAUCUGUGCCAACAGCAGCGAGGAUCAGCAGAAGGUUCAACGGGCUCUGAGCGAAUUCCUUACCCAUCACAAUGAGCUUCUGGCCUGGCUAAGAGCCUCCGGCCAGCAGCAAUUGCAGCAGAGCGUGGACAUGGGCCGGAAUCUGCAGCAGGCCAAGCAGUUCCUUCUCCAGCACCACGAACUUAUGCAGGAUCUAGAGAUAAAAGGCGAGCUGAUCAACCUGCUGCUGGAGUCCAUCAAGAUGCACCUGGAAUCGCUGAGUCCGCAGCAGCGCUACGACGUGGACUCAAAGGCCGAAUCGCUGCACAAGCACUGGAUCGAGCUGAAGGAUCUGGUUCUGAAGCGAGUGGACUACGUGUCCCUGCUGAUUGACUUCUUUGAGCUGGCCAACGAACUCUCCAGCCAACUGGACAACCUGCAACGGCAACUGCAACAAACCCCCGACGAGCACAAGUUGCAAUUCCUCAAGGCAACUUGGACGGGCAUCGCAGCCACUUUCGGCGAACUGAAGUCCCGGGGACAGCGAUUCAUCAACUUAAAAAUUGUGGAUCCAUAUCUCGAGACCAAAUCCUCGGCACAGGCGGUGCAAGAGGCGCUGAACGACUUCAGUAAGCGGCAGGUCGACGUGACGAGCAGUUUGGAGAAUUGGACAACGAGCAUUGCGGAGAAGCGCGAAGUCGAGUAUUUGCUUGAGAAAGUCAUGAGUGACAACGAGGAGACCGUGGCGAAGAGCACCCAGGUGGACACCCAGCUGUACCCCGUUUUCACCUCCCAGAGCGUGGACUCCAAGCAGCUGCUGGUCAGCACCCGCGAGAAGCUCACGAACGUGACCCAGGACAUCGAGAGGGCGCAGGAUGAGAUCCAGCAGCGCAUCCAGACGACGCUCAGCAUCCAGACGAAGGACCAGCCGUCGCUGGCCAAGAUCGAGCAGGUGAUCAACAACCUGCGCAUGCUGAAGGCCAAGCUAGACGGCAUCAAGUACGACUACCGCACUCUGGUGGAGAGCGUGCUGCAGUUCCUGGAGAACACAGUGCAGCUGCGCCGCGAGAUCGACGACUACUUCGCCAGGCAGCAGAAGGAGCCCGCUUCCGGCGCGGAUCGCAGCAUCGCGGAGCACGAGAAAUUCCGCGAGCAGUGCAUGGAUAAAUUUAGAUCGCUAAUCACACAAUCCGAACUGCUGAUCGAUCGGGUGCGCGUUCUGGAGCCGCCGGGAGCCCGCGAAAUCGACACCGAUCGCAUUCUGAAGCUGAUCGAGAACCUGCGCCUCCACUUCGAGUCGAACAGCAGUGCCCGCAUGUCGAGUCUGGAGCGCCUGGAGAAGAUCGAGCAGUUCCGCUCCGAUCUCGAGGACAUCGAUCGCAGCCUGGACAGUGUCAGCCAGCAGUUGCACGAGAUCAACAACCAGAGCGUCGACAGUUUGGCGGCGGCCAAGACCACGUCGCUGGCGUUCGAGUAUUUUGAACGGACCAUAGAGCUGCUCGAGAAGCGGAUCGAGAAGUUUACGGAGUCCACCAGCCAACAGCUCCUAAUCACAAAUCCCGAGAGCGAGCGGUACGUGAAGGACGAACUGCGCAAACUCAACGACAAAUGGCAGAGCUUCAAGGAUCAGGUGAAGCAGAAACGAAAGAGCCUCAACCAGGCAACCGAGUUCUUCGAGGUGGUCGAGAAGAUCGACGCAGAGUACCGUGAGAUUAGCUACUUCUACACCAGCGUCUCCAACAAGGUUCCUUACCUCCGUGAUUCCGUGGAGGCCGGCAAUUUGGUCAACGACAUCGAAAACUAUGUGACCAGUCGGGAAGCUGCCCUUCGAUCCAAAUUGGACAGUGCCUCGCAAUGUGCCCACGACAUGAACAAGGUCUCGUCUUUGUACAACGACGUGAUGAACAUCUUCCAGUCCUUCAUCAAGCUCAAAAUGGACAUCAAUGUGGUGCAGGAGAGGCUCAAGCAGGAGCAGCGCCAAAAGGAGCAGAGGGAAAGGGAUGCCCGCGAUCAGGCCGAAAGGGAGAAGGCCAUCAAGGAAGCGGAGGCCAAGGAAAGGUUGUUCAGGGAGGAGCAGUCCCGCUUGGAGAAUCAACGACAACAGGCGGCCAUCGAACAGGCUCAAAGGGAUUUGGCAGCCAGGGAGUUGGCUUUGAGGGAGCAGGCUGUCCGGGAAGAGGAGGCCAGGUUGCAGGCCAUUCGGGAGCAGGCCUCGCGAGAGCAAUUGGCCAGGGAACAGGCUGCCAGGGAGGAGGAGCUGCGUAUCCAAUCCCUCAGGGAGAUCGCCAGGAGGGAGGAAGAAGUGCGUCUCCAGAACAAGCGAGACGAGGAGUCGAGAAUCCGUCGCGAGGAGGAGGAAAGAGUCCGCAGGGAGAACGAAUCCCGUUCAAAACGGGAGGAGGAGGCUCGGAUUCAGCGUGAGGAGAUCACCAGACUGCAAACCCUUCGCGAUCAGGUGGAUCAGCAGCGAACAGUGACCGAAAACAUCCGAAAGGACAUCCAGGUCAACUCUAUUUUCACGGAGCUGCGCUACGCCUCUCCACUCUUUAUUCGUCCUUUGAAGGAUGCUGUGACCCGCGAAGGAGACCGCUUUGUGUUCGAAUGCGAGGUCACGGGAACUCCGGAACCCGCUGUGGAAUGGUUCAAAGAUGGCAUCAGUAUUCAGAAUAAUUCUGAUUACAAAACCACCUUCGAUAAGGGAAUCUGCAGACUUGUGAUUGAGGAAACCUUUGCAGCCGAUUCGGCGCGUUUCAGCUGUCGUGCUUCCAAUCUGGUGGGUACUUGCGACACGAACGCCACUUUAUCCGUAAGGGAAAACGCCACCGAGGUUCAAUUGGUCCCGCCAAGGAUCCUUCGUUUCUUGGAAAGCGGCAAGGCCACCGAGGGCAGCUCCUUCCAGUUCGCUUGUGUGGUGGCUGGAGUUCCCCUACCAACCGUUCAGUGGUUCAAGAAUGACAAGUGCAUCGACGAUUCUCCUGAUUACGUGAUUAGCUACAACAACGGGGAGGCCACUCUGAAGUUCGAGGAGGUCUUCCUGGAGGACGAUGCUGUGUACACCUGCAGCGCCUCGAAUCCGGCGGGAAUUGAACAUUGUUCAGCUUCUCUGAUAGUGGAGCCUCUGGAGCCAACUGAGUUACCCAGCUUCAAGGUUCCCCUAUCGAAUGCCAUGGCUCGAGUCGGUCAAAAGAUCAAACUGGAAGCCAUCGUGGGUGGAAUUCCCAGGCCAGAAGUCUAUUGGAUACACAACGGAAAACCCUUCCAGCCGCGCGAUGCCAAGUACGAAUACGGCCGCGUAACGCUGAUAAUCCCGCAAGCUUAUCCCAACGACGCCGGAUCCUACGUCCUGAGCGCCAAGAACCUAGCUGGCGAGGCCUAUUCAAGUUGCAACGUGAUAGUCAAGGGUCGUCUGCCCAACGAAACCUCCGAUUCUGAAAUGGCCAGUGACAUAGAGCCGAUCAAGCCGGCCGUUCAUCUGCCCCUGAAGGACGUCUCCAUAUUCGAGGGCAAGCCAGUGAGGCUGGACUGCGUGAUUGUGGGUCAACCGGAGCCCGAGGUCAUCUGGUAUCACAAUGAGCGACCCGUGAAGGAGUCCGCCGAUGUUCAGCUGCUUUUCCAAGGGGAUAGGUGCUCCCUAAUAAUCCAGGAGGUCUACCAAGAGGACGCUGGCCACUACAAAGUGGUAGCCAUAAACUCGGCGGGUGAAGCUUCUAGCAGUUGCGAACUGAAGGUCACCCCUUUGAACCAAGCGGAACCUGCCACUCGAGCUCAGGCGGAAAGGCAAUCCCUGCCAAAGGAUUCGCAGCCCAAGUUUGAGAGACUUCUCUCCGACGUUUUGGCCGAUGAAGGCGAGCAGGUAAUCCUUGAAGUGCAGGCCAGUGGCGAUCAACCCCUGACAGCCCAGUGGUUCCUGACCAACAAGGAGCUCCAGUUGGAUCAGAGGAUUACUACCCAAUCGGACUCCGAACUGGGCGUCUUCAAGCUCAUCCUGAACAAUGUGAGUGGCGACGACAAGGGAGUAUAUACCGUCAAGGUUACCAAUCCCGCAGGAGAUGCCAAGUGCUUUUCACAUCUUAUAGUUAAAUCGGUAAACGCUCCUGAAAACCGCAGAGGUAGCCAGUCUUCGGUUGAAAUUGUUGACCGUCACCAGUGUCCCGAGUUCAAAGAACUGUUCAGUGACAAACAAGGUGAAAUCGACGAGGUGAUCAAGUUCGAGUGCAUUGUCAAGGGCAAGCCCACACCGAAGGUUCAUUGGUUCUUCAACGACCAACCCGUUCAUGGUCACAAUUUUCUGGUCUCCACAAGUGGAGAGCGUCAGGUGUUAACCAUCCAGAAAUUAACCCACGAUGCCGUCGGCAAAAUCAGUUGCGUGGCUGAAAACGAAGCGGGGAAGGCGACCUGUGUGGCCUUUUUGAAUAUUCGGGGAAGUGGUUUGCCCGCCUCCGUUGAUGUUCAGACAACGAGCCAGGAACACAACACGGAAUCUUCGAGGGUCACGAUCAAGAAGCAAACCUUCACCACCACCUCCACCUCGCAGGUUAAUUCCUACGAGGGAAAUGCUCCGCAAACCGAGGUUCAUCAUUCCUCCGCUCACAUUGACCAAUCUCUGAAGCAACUUGGCCAACAAAGACCCGAGAUUGUGGAGAGCCAUCAUUACCAGGAGUCGCACAAAAGCAAGGAGAUGAGCAGUCCGAGCGUGCAGCAAAAGUCCUUCAGCUUUAUCCAAUCCAGUGCUCCCAAUGGCCAGUCCGCUGUAGCCAUACCUGAUUCACCCACUCGCCUCAGGAGGGAAAUAGCUCCGAGGUUCACCACUCCGCUCAGCGGAAAGAUCGUGGACCAGGGAACCGAUGUCAGCAUGGAGGCCAUUUACGAUGGCUUUCCCUCUCCCGAGAUUAAGGUUGAGAAGAACGGAGGCCAACUAUUCGACGAUGCCCACACCAAGAUCUCAAACAAGUGCAAUCGCGUGACCAUCGAACUCAAGCAGGUGGGAGUGGCUGAUGCGGGACGAUAUGCGGUGACCGCCUCCAAUGCGGUGGGUCAGUCCACCAGCACAGCGGAUUUGGUAGUUAAAAAGACCAUAUUCCCGCCUGUAUUCGGCCGACGUCUGCAGGCGCAAGUCAGCAAGAAGGGCGAGAAGCUGACCAUGGAGGUGGAGGUCACAGGAUUGCCAGAGCCCACGGUCACCUGGUUGAAGGACGACAAGCCGCUGAAGGAUGCCGGCAUCUCACAGCAUCGCCUGCUGGCCCAAGGCAACUCCUACAGGCUGAUAAUCGAGAAAGCUCAAACUUCGGACUCCGGCAAGUACAUGGUGCGUGCCACGAAUGCAGGAGGUGAGGCCAAGAGCAUUGCAGACUGCGCCAUCCUGGAGCCUUCGCCGGAACGCAUGCAGGAAGUGGUCAAGACCAUCGUGUAUGAGACCGGGCCAGUGGCGCCAGCCAGCGAAUUCAAAACCGAAGACUACAAGCAUUACACCUCUUCGAGUAUGACCAGCAACUACUCCCACAACAUGCAGAGCAGCAGCAGUUCCAGCCAUCAUGAGACCAAGUUCUCCUCGACAUCGGCACCACCACCAGUGGUUACCUAUCCCAGUCCGAUUCCGGCCCAGCGAAAGACCCCGGCAGCGGAGUUCAGUGACUACAGCAGCGAGAUCGACGAACGCUUCCGCUCGGUGUCCCGAGCCAACGAAUCUGAUGCCGAGAUCAAGGGUUACCGAGUGGUGUUCCCACCCACACCCACUCCCCGAACAAACCUAGCCACCAAUGGCCACAAGUCCCCCGUGGUGGUCGUCACUCCCUCGCCCAUGGAAUUCGAGCCCACUCCCCAGGAGCUGGGCAGCUACGCCAGGCCCAAGUUUGAGCCGAUUGGCAGGGAGAUCCGGCACGAAAUCAAGACGGAGAGCAGCUCCAAGCAGUCCAAGUUCGCGCAGAACCAACAGCAGCAAAGUCAGCCGGUGUUCAAGCCGAAGCCGGUGGCGGCCAAGUUCAUAGCGGCCACGCAGCAACAACAGCAACCGCAGGCAACUGCCCGUCCGACCAUGUACUACAAUGCUGUUGCUGGAGCUCCGAUGCACCUGGCCAAGGUGGCCACCGAAACGAAGAACGUGAUGCAAAUGCACGAGUCCACGGAGAGUUCGCAGCGGGUGGUGAAUAUGCAGCAGACCAAGCGGGUGAUUCACUUUGACGGUCCGCAGGAGCAGAGGGACCAGCAGAUCCUGGAGCCCUUCCCCUACAGUCCGGCCACAAGUCGUACCCCUUCGCGGCAGUCCCAGUUGCCACCGCCGGCCACUCCCACGAAAUUCAUCCCCGGGGAGUUCCGGGAGAGCGAUUACGAGAGUGAGAUCGAGGGAGCUCGCAUUCAACCCCUGUGGUCGCCGUAUGGCGAUGGUCUGACCAAAGGCUUCCGCCGAGUGGCCCCUCCGCAGGGAGCCGGAAGAUCCUGCAGUCUGCCAAGGACCUACGAAAGGGUGCUGUCCCCCAUGGAGUUCGAUAGGGGUCCCGAAAUGCCCAGCAAAAUCCACGUGGACAUCAACACCCUGAAGAAGGAACAGCGCGGCGGCAGUACGGUGACCACCCAACACCGCACUCAGUCCUUGAACAGAAACUCCACCAUGAGGCAACAGCAGCAGCAACAGCAACAGCAGCAGCAGUCCAUGGAUCAGAUAGACAGGGUUGGCACUUUGCCUCGAUAUGGAUACAGUUCCCUCCAACAGCAGGCCGAGAAUCAGGGCCGCCGGAUGGGUUCCACCUUCCUCCAGAAGUCCCAUCAGUUCGUCGAGGACGUUAGCCGGGAUGUGAGGAGCACGGCAUCGAAUGGCAUCCGCCCGGGCUUCAAGAGGGCUCCCAGCGAGGGCAGCAACCAGCAACCUCAGGCCUUCAGGGAUGAAUCUCGCGUUUCCCAAUACGAUCAGGGCACUCAAACGGAUAGCCUGCUAAUAACCGAAGAGGAACCGGCGCCGGAGACCCCUAAGCAGCCCCUGGAUAAUGGCGUCAAUAAAACGCCUUUGCGCAAAUCGGCUUCGUUCUCCUCCUCGUCGACCAGUUCGCCGACCAGUUCGUUCAUGGGUUCGGCCACAUCGACCAUGUCACUGCGCUCCUCGACGCCCUUGAGGAACAACAGUCAUUCCCAGUCGAGUCGAGCUCUGCGAAGCGACACCAUCAACACGUUCCAAAAGUGGGAGACCACGAUCGAGUCCAUUAGUUACGUGAGCACCAAGACCGUGUCCAUUUCGGAUUUCAGCCAGGAGCCGCAGCUCCGUGAGCAAACAGUGCAACAAGUUCAUGGUGGCAGCAUCGGAGGAGGGGCCUACGUGCCGCCCUCGCUGACACACGUGUACGCCCAGGGCGACAUCUCGCCGCCCGUCUUCGAGCAGAUCUUCAAGAACGCUCGCUUCGCCCAAGGCGGCAACGCCCUGUUCGAGGGACGCCUGCGUGGCAACCCGAAGCCAUUCGUGACCUGGACCCGGAAAGGCGCACCCCUUCUCGAGUCGCAGAAGUUCCGGAUGAGCUACAACGAGGCCACCGGCGACGUGUCCCUGCUGAUCAACCAGAUCGGACCCGGGGACGAGGGCGAGUACACGUGCACGGCCCGCAACCAAUACGGCGAGGCCAUCUGCAGCGUAUACAUCCAGCCGGAGGGAGCACCCAUGCCCACGCUGCAGCCGAUCCAGAAUCUGGAGAAGAACAUCUACUCGAACGGGUAUUCGUUCACCUCGAUCGAGGAGGAGUUCCGUGUGGAUACCUUCGAGUACCGACUGCUGCGCGAGGUCUCCUUCCGCGAGGCGAUCACCCGUCGGUCUGGCUACGAGCAGGACUCCCAGCUCUCCCAGGAGCUGGACCGCAGCCAGGGUCCUGCGCAGGCGCCGCAGAUCUCGCAGAAGCCGCGCAGCUCCAAGCUGAUCGAGGGAUCCGAUGCCGUUUUCACGGCCCGCGUUGGCUCCAACCCGAAGCCCCGGCUCACCUGGUUCCACAAUGGCCAGCGCUUGGUGGCAUCGCAGAAGUACGAGAUCUCCUACUCGAGUGGAGUGGCCACGCUCCGUGUGAAGAACGCCACGGCUCGCGAUGGCGGUCAUUACACUCUGCUCGCCGAGAAUCUGCAGGGCUGCGUGGUUUCAUCCGCCGUGUUGGCCGUGGAACCCGCCGCAGAAUCCGCCUACGAACCGAAGCCAGUCGACGUGAUGGCCGAGCAGUUGGAGGCGGGCAAGGCAUUGCCUCCUGCGUUUGCUAAGGCUUUUGGAGAUCGCGAGAUCACCGAGGGUCGCAUGACCAGGUUCGAUUGCCGUGUCACCGGCAAUCCCUAUCCCGAGGUCAUCUGGCUGAUCAACGGCCGCCAAGUCCGCGACGAUGCCUCGCACAAGAUUCUGGUCAACGAAUCUGGCAGCCACUCGCUGAUGAUCACCAACGUGACCCGUCUGGAUGCCGGAGCUGUCCAAUGCCUGGCCCGCAACAAGGCCGGUGAGGUGGCCAUCGAGGCACAGUUGAAUGUGCUGGAGAAGGAACAGGUUGUCGCACCACAAUUUGUCCAACGCUUCAGCACCAUGACUGUGCGCGAGGGCGAACCCAUCACCAUGAGUGCCAAUGCCAUCGGUACUCCGCAGCCACGCAUCACCUGGCAGAAGGACGGCGUCCAGAUCUCGUCCACCGCCGAGCGCUUCGUGGGCAUCGAUGGCGGAGCCACCUGCCUGGAGAUUCCGCGUGUCAGCGCCACCGACGCCGGAUGGUACCAGUGCACCGCCCAGAACAUUGCUGGAUCUACGGCCAAUCGGGCCAGGCUGUAUGUCGAGGUUCCCAGGGAACAACCAAGUUAUGAGCAGCGUCGUCUCAAUCUCCCGAGACCAACGAAAGUCAUCGAGCCCGAACCCAUUCCCGGUCCUGAAAUCAUCUACCUGCGCCAUGUGGAGCGCGCCAAGCCGCAUCUGCGACCUGGUGAGGAGGACCGCGUCUAUCCGCCACCCCAGUUCAUCAUCCCGCUGCAGAACGUGCAGCAGACCGAGGGUGGUCGCGUCCACAUGGAGGCCCGAAUCGAACCCGUCGGCGAUCCCACCAUGGUCGUCGAGUGGUAUCUCAACGGACGUCCCCUGGCAGCAAGUGCCCGAGCCACUUCCGUGUUCAAGUUCGGCUUCAUCGCUCUGGAUCUGCUGAGCAUCAUGGGCCACGACUCCGGCGAGUACAUGUGCCGCGUGAGCAACGCCAGUGGAGUGGCUGAAUCCCGGGCCAUUCUGUCCGUGGUGCAGCGUCCGUCGAUCGAGCAAUCAUCGCAGAACCCCAACAGUCUGCAGUACAUCAACCAGCUGGAGGACUACUCGCGUUACCAGCGCCAGGAGAGCAUCGACGAGCAGCUCAAUCAGGCGCCGCAGUUCAUCCGCCCACUCCGCGAUCUCGGUGAGUUCGAGGAGGGCAAGAACGUGCACUUCGAGGCUCAGGUUACUCCGGUAAACGAUCCUUCCAUGCGAGUGGAGUGGUACAAGGAUGGACUGCCCAUUACGGCCAGCUCCCGCAUCACCGCCAUCUUUAACUUCGGCUAUGUCUCCCUGAACAUCUUGCACCUGAGAGCCGAAGAUGCUGGCACCUAUACUGUGCGGGCGGUGAAUCGCAUUGGAGAGGCCAUCAGCCAGUCCUCUAUUCGUGUUCACUCACGUUCCCAGGUCACUGCCGACCUGGGUAUUCCCGAGCAGCAGCGUUACAUCGAGAAGGUGGAGGAGCUUGAGGACUACCGAAAGUCGCAGCAGCGUCGUCAUGUCCAGGAAGCUGCCGAGGCCAUCGCCCCGCCUCAGUUCAAGACACCGAUCCAGAACCAGUUGGAUCUGCGCGAGCACGCGCAUGCGCACUUUGAGGCGAGACUGGAGCCAAUCGGAGACUCCACCAUGCGCGUGGAGUGGCUGAAGGAUGGACAGCCUCUGGAAGCCAGCUCCCGGAUCACCACCUACCACAACUUUGGCUACGUGGCUCUGACCAUCAAGCAGCUGACCAUCUAUGAUGCCGGCACCUACACUUGCAGGGCCUACAAUGCCAUGGGUCAGGAUACCACCGUGGCCCAGCUGACUGUGGUCUCCAAGAACGAAAUCGUCUCGGAGUCCCAGCACCCGGGUGGCCUGCAAAAGAUCCAGCAUCUGGAGGACUCAUCGCGUUACGGACGACGCGAGGAGGAGGAGACCUACGUCACCCAGGCCCCCCGAUUCCUCGGUCCCCUGAAGGGCACUACCAAAAUCCUCGAAGGCCAGCGUGCCCAUUUCGAGGCCCGUGUGGAGCCCCAAAGCGAUUUGGGUCUGGCCAUCGAGUGGUAUCACAACGGUCGUGCCAUCACCGCCGCCAAUCGCAUCCAGACCUACUACGACUUCGGUUACGUCGCUUUGGAUAUUUCCCAAGUACGCGCCGAAGAUGCUGGCGUCUAUCUCGUGGUGGCUAGGAACAAGCUAGGUGAAGCUCAGCAGCAAGCAACGAUGAUAGUGGAAACUCGUUCCAGUAUCGACACAUCUAGCAUGCAUCGCGGCCUGUACGAGAAGACCCAGAAUCUGGAGAACAAGCCAUUCGUGGAGCCUCAGUAUGAUAUCGAGGAGAUCUCCAAGUCUAAGCCGGUGUUUGUGACACCCUUGAGCGAUCCCAAACCCAUCCACGAUGGCAAAAACAUCCAUCUGGAGUGCCGUUUGGAGCCGAUGGGUGAUCCGACCAUGCGCGUCGAGUGGUUCCAUAACGGUCGCCCCGUUACCGUCGGCUCCCGUUUCCGCACCUACUAUGACUUUGGCUUUGUGGCUUUAGAUAUCAUCAAGGCAACGGCCGCCGAUUCCGGGGAGUACACCGUGAGGGCCACCAACCACUUGGGCUCGGCCCACACUUCAGCCUGUGUGCGUGUGAUCGAUCACACGGACGUUGUGACUGAGACCCAGAACGAACAAUCGCUGGAGCAGAUUCAACUGCUCGAGGAUUCAAGGCGCCGCCACCACCAGGAGGAGGAUAUCACUGUCAUGCAGGCGCCUCAGUUCACCAGGGGUCUGCACAACAUUGAAACCAUUGAGGGUACCAAUGUGCACUUGGAGUGCCGUCUACAACCCGUGGGCGAUCCAAGCAUGCGCAUUGAGUGGUUCGUGAAUGGAAAACCUGUUAAGACGGGCCACCGCUUCCGUCCCGCCUAUGAAUUCGACUAUGUAGCCCUGGAUCUCCUUGGCUGCUAUGCCAUCGAUUCGGGAGUCUACACCUGCCAGGCCAGAAAUCAACUGGGCGAAGCAGUCACCUCCUGUUCCGUGCGCAUUAUCGCCAAGAACGAUCUGAUCUUGGAGACGCAGAACGAGUCGGGUCUUCAGAAGAUCCAAUAUCUGGAGGACUCCACCCGCCAUCGCCGCAGCGAGUUCAUCGACGAGGUGGUCAACAUUCGUCCGCGGUUCCUCACCCACCCGAAGAGUUUGACCAACACCCGCGAGGGUGGUCACGCCCACUUCGAGUGCAAGAUCGAGCCGGUAACCGACCCCAACCUGAAGGUAGAGUGGUUCAAGAACGGUCGUCCCAUUACUGUGGGUCAUCGCUUCCGCCCCAUUCACGAUUUCGGCUACGUGGCCUUGGACAUUGUGCAUUUGAUUGCAGAGGAUUCGGGUGUUUACACUUGCAGGGCUGUUAACCUGAUUGGCUCUGAUGAAACGCAAGUGGAGCUUCAGUGCCGUAGCGGUGAGCAGAUUGUAACUGUCACCCAGAACGAGGCUGGCUUGGAGCAGAUCCACUACUUGGAGGAUCGCUCGCGCUACACUCGUCGUGAGGAAAUUGACGAGAGCACCAAGCAGGCUCCCGUGUUCACCACUUCCUUGAAGAACGUUGAGAUCAAGGAGAACCAGAGGGCUCAUUUCGAGUGCCGCCUGAUUCCCGUUUCCGAUCCGUCCAUGCGCGUCGAGUGGUACCACAACAACCUUCCGCUCAAGUCUGGAUCUCGUUUCACGGAGACGAAUAACUUUGGAUUCGUGGCCUUGGACAUCAUGUCAACUUUGCCCGAAGAUGCCGGCACCUACACUUGCCGUGCCUUCAAUGCAGUGGGAGAGGCCAUCACUUCCGCUGUGGCGGUUGUCCACACUAAGAAGUCCAUCUAUCUGGAAUCGCAGCACGAGACCGCUCUGCCCCGCCUGCAGCACUUGGAAGACGGUUCCAAGCGCCAGCGCGUUAGCGUUCAGGAUGAGUUUGUUUCUCAGGCACCUGUUUUCACCAUGCCGGUGAGGGAUGUCCGUGUGGCCGAAAAUCAGGCUGUGCACUUUGAGGCUCGCCUGAUUCCAGUGGGAGAUCCCAACUUGAAGGUGGAGUGGCUGCGCAACGGUCAACCAAUUGAAGCCUCAAACCGCACAACCACCAUGCACGAUUUCGGUUAUGUUGCCCUCAACAUGAAAUAUGUAAACCCUGAGGACUCCGGAACCUACACCUGCCGUGCUGUCAACGAGCUGGGUCAGGCGGUGACUUCCGCCUCCCUCAUUGUGCAGUCUAAGACUUCUAUUCAGCUGGAGACCCAACACGAGGCAGCCAUGCACAAGAUCCACCAACUCGAGGACCACAGCAAGUACCAGCGCAGGGAGGAGGAGGAGUACACCGUGACCACUGCCCCGGUGUUCGUUACCAAGUUGAUUGGACCUACAAAUCUGGUUGAGGGCCAGAGUGCCCACUACGAGUGCCGCAUUGAACCCUACCCGGAUCCCAAUCUCAAGGUGGAGUGGUUCCACAAUGGCAAACCUCUGAGCACUGGCCAUCGCUUCCGUACUACGUACGACUUUGGAUUUGCCGCUUUAGACAUUCUGACUGUCUACGCUGAGGAUAGUGGCGAGUACACUUGCCGUGUGACCAACAAUCUGGGGGAGGCCAUCAACUCGAUUGUUCUAAACGUAUCCUCGCGUUCUUCUAUUAUUCAUGAGACCCAGCACGAAGAGGCCCUGACCAAGAUCCAACACUUGGAAGAUAGUUCGCGCUUCCAAAGGAAGACCGACGAGGAGCAGUUCCAUGCAGAGCGUCCUCAAUUCGGACGCCCACUUCGUAAUGCCAAGGUCAACGAGGGAACUCCCGUCCAUCUGGAGGCCACUUUGACCCCUGUAAACGAUCCUACCAUGAAGGUAGAGUGGUACUGCAACGGCAGGCCCAUUCAGACAGGACAUCGCUUUAAGACUACCUACGACUUUGGCUUUGUGGCGUUGGAUAUUCUGUAUGCCCACGCCGAGGACACCGGCACCUACAUGUGCAAGGCCAAGAAUGCCAUUGGAGAAGCCGUCACGACUUGUGCUGUAAACGUAACAGCAAACAAGACACUCGACCUAGACACCUUGGAUGCUCAGCGCUUGGAGAAGAUCCGCCAGCUGGAGAACUACGCUCCUCCCACUAAGCCCGUGGUUGAGGAGAAGGGCCAGAAGCCUAUUUUCCUUACUCCCCUGAGCAAUCUGGAGCAUUUGAAGGAGGGUGAACACGCCCACUUGGAGUGCCGAGUUGAACCGAUCAAUGACCCCAACCUUAAGAUCGAGUGGUUCUGCAAUGGAAAGCAGUUGCCCACCGGCCAUCGUUAUCGCACCACCCACGACUUUGGCUAUGUCGCUUUGGACAUUCUGUACGUUUAUGGCGAGGAUACCGGUACCUACAUCUGUAAGGCCACCAACCAGCUGGGUGAGGCUGUCAACACCUGCAAUGUGCGCGUGUUGAACCGUCGCAGCAUGAUCCUGGAUACUCAGCACCCCGACGCUCUGGAGAAAAUCCAGAAGCUGGAGUCUAAGGUACCGAACGCCCGUACCGAGGUUGGAGAAUCUCCGAUUAGCCCGCCCCACUUCACUGCCGAGCUUCGCGGCUCUACCGAAAUCUACGAAGGUCAGACGGCUCACUUUGAAGCCCAGGUCGCCCCGGUUCAUGACCCUAACUUGCGCAUUGAGUUCUACCACAAUGGCAAGCCAUUGCCCUCGGCCUCUCGCUUCCACAUCACCUUUGAUUUUGGAUAUGUGUCCCUGGAUAUCACUCAUGCCGUGGCUGAGGACGCCGGAGAAUACUCUGUGCGUGCCGUGAACGCUUUGGGUCAGGCUGUGUCCUCCACAAAUCUGCGAGUGAUUCCGCGUGGUACCAUUAUCUCGGACACUCAGCAUCCCGAGGGCCUGGAAAAGAUCCGCAAGCUGGAAUCGAUGGCGCCACAUCAACGCCAGGAGCCAGAGACCCCUGGAACUCGCCAACGCCCGGUGUUCACUCAGCCCCUUCAGAACAUCGAUAGAAUCAAUGAGCACCAGACGGCUCACUUUGAGGCACGCUUGAUCCCCGUGGGAGAUCCAAACCUUAAGGUCGAGUGGUACCGCAACGAGAAGAUCAUCGAAGAUAGUUCUCGCAUUACCAAGCAGCACGACUUCGGUUUCGUCUCGCUCGAUAUCUCCCACAUCCGCAAGGAGGACGAGGGCGUGUACAUGUGCCGCGCUGUCAAUCCUUUGGGUGAGGCUGUAACCACUGCUUCUAUGCGUGUGGUUUCUGAAGCCAGCAUUCAGAUGGAUACCCAGCAUCCGGACAGCAUCAGUCGCAUUCACCAGUUGGAGAAACCGUUGGCUCCGCGCCCCACCGAACCCGAGCGCCUGUUUGAGAAACCAAUCUUCACCCAACUGCUCACUGGACCCUCGGAACUUUGGGAGGGUGCUCAUGCCCACUUCGAAGCACGUGUGGUGCCUGUAGGAGAUCCUUCGCUCAAGUUCGAAUGGUUCAUCAACGGCGUGGAGCUGCAAAUGGGCUCUCGUCUGCGUACCACUCACGACUUCGGUUUUGUCACUUUGGAUAUUACUGCAGUGGUGCCAGAGGAUGCCGGUGUCUACAUGUGCCGUGCCUACAACGCCGCUGGUGAGGCUGUUUCAUCCACUGCCAUGAAGGUUAAGACCAAGUCUAACAUCGAUGGUCAGCCUUUGAUCCCGGAGUCCUGGGAGGCUAUUCGCCUGAAGGAGGCUGCCAUGAACCGGGUGCCCGAGAUGUUUGUCGACUCAACCCCUCAACAGGCUCCGGUGUUCACCACCCACCUGCAGAGCUACGAUAAGCUGCACGAGGGUCAACAUGUCCUCCUGGAAGCUCAGGUGGAGCCGCGUGCGGAUCCCAACCUUCGCAUUGAGUGGUUUAAGAAUGGUAUUUCUCUGACCACUGGCUCCCGCAUCCGCAGCACAUUCGACUUUGGACUGGUAACUUUGUCUAUCAAUGGACUACGUGGGGAUGACUCCGCUAUUUACACAUGCAAAGCCACAAACCAGGUGGGCGAAGCCGUUUCGACUUCCUCUCUCAAAAUCGAAGAUCGUCACUGGCUUCAGGCUGAGUCUUUGCAUCCAGAUUCGCUGCCACGCAUUGGCGAGUUGGAGGCACCUAAGGAGGGACGUCCAGAGGCUCCAGAACCCACUUAUGAAACUCCUGUGUUCAUCACUCAUCUGAACAACAUUGAGUGUAAGGAAAGCGACAACGUGCGAUUCGAGUGCAAUGUUGAGCCGGCUCGGGACCCAACCAUGUCCAUCGAGUGGUUCUACAAUGGUCAGCCAUUGCAGGCCGCUGCCAAGUUCAAGUCCAUCUACGACUUUGGCUACUGCGCCUUGGAUUUGACCAACUCUUAUGCUGAGAACAGCGGUGUUUACACCUGCAAGGCCACCAACAGCAAGGGAUCUGCCACCACCUCUGGCACCCUUAAGUGCACUGGCGGCAAGACCAUGUUCCUUGACACCCAGCAUCCGCAGGGAGAGGCUGGUCUAGAGGCCGUCCAGGAAACCGAGGAGGAGCUUGCCAACCGCUACACAAGCAAGACUACUAAGCCGGAGACCCAAUAUCCACCACCAGUAUGGACCAAGCCGCUGCAGGCAGAAUUCCAUCUGUCAGAAGCGCAGCCCAUCCAUCUCGAGGCCAACGUGGAGCCCAAGGAGGAUCCCAACUUGUUCAUCGAGUGGUACUUCAACGGCAAGAUGCUGCAGCAUGGCUCUCGUUUCAAGAUGACCAGCGAAUUCGGCUUUGUCACCAUGGACAUGAUCGAGGUUUAUGCCCGUGAUCAGGGAAUUUACACCUGCAAGGCAUACAACAAAGCUGGUGAGGCCUUCACGUCGACCACCAUCUUCUGUACGAGCAAGGAGAGCAUCAUCGAAUCCACCCAACACCCGAAGGGCGCCGAAGGCUUGGAGCAGAUCCAGGAUCUGGAGGACUCUCUUCGCAAGGAUGGCUCUAAGCCAGAGCAACCGGAUCUGGGCAUCCCACCACGCUUCACCACUGAGUUCGUUAACAUCGCCGACAUCGGUGAGGGUGAGUUGGCUCACUUUGAGGCCAAUCUCAUUCCUGUGGGUGAUCAAAGCAUGGUCAUCGAGUGGUUCUACAACGGCAAGGUGCUGGAAGCUAGCCAUCGUGUGCGUACGAUCUACGCUUUUGGCACAGUUGCUUUGGAGGUUCUUGGCACCAAGAUCGAGGAUACCGGCACUUACACUUGCCGCGCGACCAACAAACACGGAACGGCUGAAAUCAGCUGCACCCUGGAGUGUGUGGACAAGCCGAGGGGCCAGAAACCGCGCUUCACUUCCCACAUCCAACCGCUGCAGGGCUUGAAGGACGGUCAGUCCGCCCAUUUCGAAUGCACUCUGAUUCCUGUCAACGAUCCGGAACUGAAGGUGGAGUGGUAUCACAAUGGCAAGCUGAUGCGUCACUCCAACCGAAUCAAGACUGUCUCCGACUUUGGUUACGUCGUCUUGGACAUUUCCUAUUUGCAGGAUCAUGACAGUGGAGAGUAUGUGUGCAGGGCUUGGAACAAGUACGGCGAGGACUUCACCCGCACCACCCUCAACUGUGGGGGCCGUGGUGGAGUGUUCUAUGACAGCUUGCAGCCGGAUUCGCUGCAGAGGAUAAGAGAGCUAGAGUGCCCGCAAGGACAACAGGGCGAUACCUCCGCUCCUGUGGUUGCUGAGCCGCCCAAGUUCAUUACCCAGAUCGUCGAUGUAACCAAGUUGGUGGAGGGACAGUCGGCUCACUUUGAGGCGCGUCUGACUCCCAUUACCGAUCCCGAUUUGGUGGUGGAAUGGUACUUCAACGGCAAGAAACUGCCUCAUGGUCACCGUUUCCGUACCUUCCACGAUUUUGGCAUUGUCAUUUUGGACAUCCUUUACUGCUACGAAGAGAACUCAGGAGUGUACGAGGCCAGGGCCUACAACAAGUAUGGAGAGGAUACUACCCGUGCCUCGCUUAAGUGUGCCUCGAAGGCAAGCCUUAUUUUGGACUCACAACUACCUCGUGGCAUGGAGGGUGGUCUGGAGAAAAUUGCCAACCUGGAGUACAGCAUGGUGCGCACUCGCGAAGAAACUACGGAAGAGACCAAGGGCAAGGCCCCAGUGUUCACUGUACCACUGGAGAACAUCGACAAUCUGCGCGAGGGUGAGAAUGCCCACUUUGAGGCCAGGAUAACGCCCGCUGACGAUCCCAAACUGAAGGUCGAGUGGUACUGGAAUGGCCGUCCAUUAAAGGCUGGCUCUCGUUUCCGUACUUUCUGUGACUUUGGAUUCGUCAUUUUGGAGAUUUCUCCUGUGUAUCCCGAGGACUCCGGAGAGUACUCUUGCCGUGCAAUCAACGAAUACGGUGAGGCCGUGACCACUGCCACAAUGAAAAUCCAGGGUAAGCGUAGCAUCAUCAUGGAAUCUCAGUUGCCUAAGGGCAUGGAGGGAACAAUCGAUCGUAUCGCCGAACUGGAAGGCUUGGGAUCCCGCAGCACCGAAUUUGUACCCGAUGAUGAUACUGGCAAGCCACCAGAGUUCAUCACCUCGCCCUUCGACAUGGUUAUCACGGAGAACGCGAUGGCUCACUUCGAGUGCCGUCUGCAGCCAAUCAACGACCCGUCUAUGCGUGUGGAUUGGUUCCACAAUGGCAAGGCUUUGUGGGCUGGCUCCCGUAUCAAGACCAUCAAUGACUUCGGUUUCGUUAUCCUCGAAAUCGCCGGUUGUUAUCAGCGCGAUUCGGGAUUGUACACUUGCAAGGCUACAAACAAACAUGGUGAGGCUACGGUCUCUUGCAAGUUGCAGGUCAAGGGUCGCCAGGGCAUCGUCAUGGAGCCCCAGUUGCCUUCCAACUUCCGCACUGGCACUGAGAGCCUGCAGAAGCUCGAGGAGAGCAUGCACAAGCGGGAGGAGAUUGUGAUUGAUGAAGAGCAGCCUAACCCACCGAAGUUCACUGAGGAAAUCAAGGACAAUCUGGAUGUUCCCGAGGGUGGUCCAAUUCACUUUGACUGCCGCGUGGAGCCUGUGGGCGAUCCGACCAUGCGUAUCGAGUGGUUCUACAACGGUCACGUCAUGGCUACGGGAUCAAGGGUUCACCAGCUCAACGACUUCGGUUUCAUUGCUUUGGAUGUGGACUACAUUUAUGCUAGAGAUUCGGGAGAGUAUACUUGUCGGGCAACGAACAAGUGGGGCACUGCCACAACCACGGCAAAGGUCACCUGCAAGGGCAAGCACAAUAUUGUAUAUGAAUCGCAACUGCCCGAGGGCAUGACCUCCGAGAAGUUGAAGGAGCUGGAGCGCGGACGUAUCCCAGAGGCCCCGAAGGUGGUCGAACAGGAGUUCGGUCCACCGAAGUUCACCACUCAGAUUACUUCCGUGACCGUCGAUGAAGCCGAGGCCGUGCGGUUUGAGUGCCAGGUUGAGCCCAAGACCGAUCCCAGCCUGCGCGUGGAAUGGUACCGCAAUGGCAAGCCCUUGCCUUCUGGACAUCGUUACAGGAACAUCUUCGACAUGGGCUUCGUAUCAUUGGAUAUUCUGUAUGUCUAUGGAGAGGACUCCGGAGAAUACGUGUGCCGUGCCGUUAACAACCAUGGCGAAGAUCGCACCAAAGCUACUGUGUCCUGCAAGAAACUUCCCACCAUCCUGCUCCAAAACCAAGUGCCUCGCGGUAUGAAGCGCUCGGACGCACUGACGCAAAUGGAGGCCACUAUCAAAAAGUAUACCUCGGAGGUUCAUUUGACCGAGGACGAUCUCUUCGAUCCCGACCGCAAGCAGCCUCCUCGCUUUGUCACUCAGAUCAAGGAACAGCUCACUCUCACCGAAAUGGCCGUGACCAAAUUCGAGUGCCAGUUGGCUCCUGUGGGAGAUCCCAACAUGAAGGUCGAGUGGUUCUUCAAUGGCAAGCCCUUGCUGCACAAGAAUCGCUUCCAGCCCAUUUACGAUUUCGGCUAUGUUGCCAUGAACUUCGGCUGGGUUUAUCCCGAAGACAGUGGAGAGUACGUGUGCCGCGCUACCAACUUGUACGGCAUGGAUGAGACUCGUGCUUUCAUUAAGGUUUCUGGAAAGCCAGGCAUAGUCUACGACUCCCAGUUGCCUGCUCACAUGCAGAGCAUUGACCGCAUUCGUGAAAUGGAAGCCUCAUGGCAGGUGGUGCCCGAGGAGGUUGAUCCCGAUGCCAAGCCCAGGACCAAGCCUGUCUUUGUGAGCAAACUGGAGCCCCAGACUGUGGAGGAGGGAGAUUCUGCUAGAUUCUGUGUCCGUGUGACCGGACACCCACGUCCAAGGGUUAUGUGGUUAAUCAAUGGACACACUGUUGUACAUGGCUCUCGCUACAAGCUGACCAACGAUGGUAUGUUCCAUCUGGAUGUCCCGAAGACACGUCAGUACGAUACCGGCAAAGUGGAGGUGAUUGCUCGCAACUCUGUGGGCGAAUCGAUUGCCACCACCGAACUGAAAGUCGUUGCCCGCUCUGAUGAUUAUCGUAAUGUGCUGAAGAACUCGCCACGUCCCUGGUAUGACUACGAACUAGCCGCUUAUCAAAAGGAGCGCCAGGAAAAUGAGUUGGAGAAGGUGUUCGACGAGCGUAAGCAGGUUCUGUCCGAGCAAAGCUCCCACACCCUCAAGGGAGUGGAGCACUUGAAGCCGAAGCAGUACAAGCCACCAACCCCCGACUGGCAGCAAAACGUGAAGGCCAAGAAGAGCGAAGAUUACUACAACAAGCUGCAGAGUCUGGAAACUGAGCAGCUUCUUAAGGAGACCAAUCUGCGCAGGGAUACUCAUCAGUACGCCAUCCCCGGCGAAAAGGUCGUGAGCAGCUCCCAGGCCAAGGGAAUGGCCCAAUCUUACGAAGAAAAUCUUCAAGAGAAAACCAGCACCACUCAGGUGCAGGCCGCUCCACCCAAGGGAACCGCUCAGCCCUCUGAGUCCUCUGUCCAUGGCCGUGAGGUUCAUAUGAACAAGCAGCAGCAGGUGCAAAAGGAGGUCCAGGGUGACCUUGAAAUCACCCGUAAGAUCACCGCUACCGAAACCACCGAAGUGGAGCACAAGGGCACCAUUCAGGAGCGCGUCGUCCAGGGUCCCGUGAAACCUGCCAAGGCUCCGGUCUUUACCAAGAAGAUUCAGCCCUGCCGCGUUUUUGAGAACGAGCAGGCCAAGUUUGAAGUUGAGUUCGACGGUGAACCAAAUCCCACGAUUAAAUGGUACCGCGAAAGCUUCCCCAUUCAAAACUCGCCAGAUCUGCAGAUCCACACCUUCAGUGGCAAGUCCAUUCUGAUUAUCCGCCAAGUGUUCGUUGAAGACUCGGCUGUAUUCUCGUGUGUGGCUGAAAACCGCGGAGGAACCGCCAAGUGCAGUGCAAACUUAGUGGUGGAGGAACGUCGUCGUGCCGGAAAGGGUGGAAUUCAGCCGCCCAGCUUUGUUACCACCAUUCAAAGCACCACCGUGGCCACCGGACAACUGGCUCGCUUCGAUGCCAAGGUCACUGGAACACGUCCCUUGGAUGUUUACUGGCUCAAGAACGGCAUGAAGAUUCAGCCGAGCAUCAAGUUCAAGAUGCUGGAGGAGGACAAUGUGCAUACUUUGCUCAUCAUUGAACCCUUCGCGGAAGAUUCUGGCCGCUACGAGUGUGUGGCUGUCAAUGCAGCUGGAGAGGCUCGCUGCGAUGGCGAUUGCAUUGUGCAGUCCCCUAGCAAGCCUGAAAAACCAACCACCCCGGGCAGUGAGAAGCCACCGCACAUUGUGGAGCAACUUAAGAGCCAGUCGGUGGAGGAGGGCAGCAAGGUCAUCUUCCGCUGUCGUGUGGACGGCAAGCCCACUCCCACCGCUCGCUGGAUGCGCGGCGAGAACUUUGUGAAGCCAUCUCGGUACUUCCAGAUGAGCCGCCAGGGCGAGUACUACCAAUUGGUCAUCUCGGAAGCCUUCCCCGAGGACGAAGGCACUUACAAGUGCGUGGCCGAGAACAAGCUGGGCAGCAUUCAAACCAGUGCCCAGCUCAAGGUUCGUCCCAUUGAGAACUUGGACGCCCCGCCCACCAUCACCGCUCUCAAGGACGUCUCCGUCACCGAGGGCAUGCCCGCCCAAUUCAAGACCACGGUGACCGGCAAAGUGAAGGCCACCAGCGUGCAGUGGUUCCGCGAGGGCCAGCUAAUCCCCGAAACACCAGAUUUCCAGAUGAUCUUCGACGGCAACAGCGCUGUGCUUCUGAUUGGAACCACCUACGAGGAGGAUUCGGGCAUAUUUACUGUACGUGUAACCUCGUCCACCGGCCAGGUCGAAUCCUCAGCCAAACUGACUGUUAAAAGUAAGGAUUAAACUAAAACUAAGCCAACCCAAAACCAGAGUUCGAAACCAAGUAAAACCAAACGUAAGCGAACCGUGUUCAAAACACCAACCAACAUCAACAAACCAACUCCAAAGAAUGCUCAAAAAAGAAAAGAACAAAAACAAAACAACGACCGUGAAGAAACUUUUACUAUUAAUCCCCGAGUUACUGACGUAUUACAUACAGUUACUACUACCCCUCAA